AUUCCGGUCGGUUGUCGGGUAGAUCGUGUCGCUCCCUAAUCCAACCACCACCACCACCAGUACCGCCACCUCCGAAUUUGUAACGAUUUUAACCUGUGUGCAUUUUAAUUUGUUCCACCCGUACGUGUUUCCGUGUGCUCUGUUCCGGUGUGUCGUGUUGAUAACUCCGUGAAAUGCAAAUGAUCUGAUCGAUGAGCAGCAGCUAUAAGCCCCGAGGCAGCGACGAGGCCCUUGCCGAGCAGCUUAGUUUAGCCCGGAACCGCACCGGAACCGGAAGUGGCGCCCAGGUACCGGUCACGCCCAUCUAUCGUCACAUAUCCGGCGCCAUGGCGACCCUGCCACGCCACGAUAACAACCAUCAGAGUCACAACACAGAUAACUCUACUCGCCUGCGCACCGAUUCCACGGCCACAUCGAGGACCUGCGUCUACAUAGGCGGAGAGCCAACAGGAGGAGGUGGAACAGGCAACGGUCACAUCUCUGUGACCUUGGAUCGCCGUCAGCCGCAGCGGAUGUCCUGGCUAAAUAUGCGACGAGCCAAAGCCAAUGAGGCGGACCCACCCGCCGUCACACCAUCUCCGCAGACGACCCGCAGUUGCAUCUCCACAGUUUCCAGUGUUGUGGACAGUGGCGGCGGACGCACCACUGCCACCUCUGGCAGGAUUAGCUCCAGCGGCAUUGUCACUCUCAGCGGGAGUAAUAACACACUAUCAGAGAUCCAGGGGGGCUACCACGAUCUGGAACACGAUGCGGUGUCCAAGAACUACUCUGUGUCGGCCUCCGUCCACAACAUCACCACGGCCAGCAAUGCCAAGCUGCUGCCCGCCGUGGAGGAUGAGUCCAACCAACAGACGAAAUGCUCUGUGUUCCGUGGGCUUGUGCUCUGCCUGUGUUUGAACCUGAGCUAUGCAAAUGUGGUCCGCUUCCCACGUGAACUGGAUCGCUACGGAUCGGCGUACCUUGUGCCCUACGUGGUGUUGCUGUUUCUAGUCGGCCUGCCCAUGAUCCUGCUGGAGAUAUCCGUGGGCCAGUUCCUGGGCCAGGGAGCGGCGCACACCUGGCGUGCCUCGCCCAUCUUCAAGGGAGCCUGCAUUGUCAGUCGCUUUGCCUCGUGGCUCUCAGCCAUCUGGGUGUCCUUGCAGGCCGUGCUGGCACUGGCCUACAUCGGGAUGUUCGCCUCCAAUGACCUGCCAUUCCGGGAAUGCGCCGGACCAGUGAAGCUGCGAAUGAGUGGCUACCUUCUGAUGGGCAUCAGUGGCCAGGAGUGCCUGCAGCAGACCUUCCUCACGCCCUUCUGGCGUAACCCUUUGUACUUUGGCCUACUGGCAGCGGGCCUAAUAGGUCUCUGGAUAGUGGUAAUGCUGUGCACCCACAAUGCCAAGAUCCUGAGGCGAAGCAUCUUCGUCUACGGGUUGAGUGGCCUGCUCCUGCUGUGUACCCUCACUGGCUGGGAGGUGCGCAAUUCCUUCAGCCGUCACUAUUUCCCGGAGCUGUGGGGCUUCGAUGUCAGCCUGCUGGCCGAGAGCAACAUCUGGUUCAACGCGUUGAUGCAGGUGCUCUUCUCGGUGAACUGCGGCUUUGGGGCACUUCCCAUGGUAACGGGCAAGUUCCUGUACAAGGGUGAUGCUGUGAGGACCUCGGUGGUGUAUCUCUGCUUCAACCUGCUGAUCAAUGCCAUCGCCGUGACCCUGUUCAUGGUGCAGUUCGAUCUGUCAGCGAAUGGUUACCAGAACAUGGAGGAGCUAAAGCCCCUGACGGCCAUCUACGACCGGGUGCUCAAUGGCUCCAAGGAGGGCGACAGUCAACUGCUGCAGCAUCUGGUACCCUCGCUGAUCUAUGUCCUGGUUAUCCUCGCUGCCAUGGUAUCCAUCACUGUGGCGGUGUAUACCUCGACGCGGCUUGUGCCAAGACGCCCCAACUACGUGAUCUGCCUGAUUGGACUCGUGGUGGCAGUGAUGUCCUUUGCGGCGCCCAAGUUCCUCAUUGCCCGCGUCCUGGACUCGCGACUGGUUGGCACCAUGGUGGUGACGGCCCUGGUGUUUGAGCUGAUUGCCAUAACCUGGAUCUACGGGGCGAAGAACAUCUACACUGACCUGGAGUUCUCCAUUGGCCGGCCCAUCUUUCGGGUGUGGAUGUGGCUGUGGGUGACAUGUCCAGCCGUUCUCACGGGCAUCCUGGUGUGGUGGUGUGCCGAUGAUGACCAGUAUGACCUACUGGCCGAGUACCUUCCACGCUGGGCACCCAUCCUGUUCGUGCUGGCAGUGAUUUUGAUCAUAGCCUGCGUGCAGAUCUUCCGUCAGGUGGAGUACAACUUCUUCGGCAUGAUCUGCGAGGCCUCCAAACCAGCGAAGGAGUGGGGUCCAGCUGAUCCACUGGCUCGUCACUCCUGGAAGCAGUGGCGCUCGGUGUGUCAGGACACGGGUCGCCGGGACUUUACCCUGCGUCGGCGUGGCACCCGGGACUACACGCACUCGAUCAAGAAGGGUCAGUACUCGAGUGCUCCAAAGUAUGGAGUCCAAAAUGGAGUCAGUGGUGGUCAAACCCAAACCCAGAUGCACCAGCAGCACUGGAAGUCCUCUACGCCGGGCAACAGCUCACCCAACUACAGCGGCUCCAUGUUCGGGGACUCGGCCAUCGAGGAGGACAUCAGUGUGGACAAGUUCCCAGGCAUCACGCAGCAGCAGUACGUGCCCUUCCAGGCGAGUGGCGACACCAAAUCCAGCAGCAGGUAUUCCCAGCGAAUGCGACAGACUGCCCAGCCUCAGACACAGAUUCGACCACCGCCCAGGGAGUCGGUGGAGAAGCACCGUGAGGUGGUCUACAUACGUCGUCUGUCCGAUGGAGGCAGUGGAAAUGGUGGGCAUGCCACCAGGAUAGAGAUUUCGCCCUCCAACGAAUCGAUUACCUAUGGGAAUGGUAAGAGCAGUCACAUUCCAUCGGCGGCCAUGUCCCGCAAUCCGCUAGGACGUUCCACGGGUUGCUUGGCGGCUCCUGUCCAGCCACCGCCACCCAGUGUCCAUGUGAAGAGAUCGGCCAGCUCUGUGGUCAAUGUCAACUCGCACAAACUGCCACCUGGAGGAGCUGGUGACCACAUCUGCUGGCGCAAGUUCAACGUCAAUCCGCAGGAGUACUCCACGGAACUGUGAGACUGGCCGGAAACCCAGAGGAGGAAACGAAGCAUUCACAUUCAAAAAGACUUGUUGCAUCCAAAACAAACGUAUCUGUAUCUGUAAUCCGUAUUCACUUAGUUGUAAGCCACGAGUAAUGAAGCAUGUCCAUACGGAAAGUGUAUCUUCUAGUUGCGAGCUGUACAUAGAGCAUCCCUAGAUAUAGUUAUACGAUCUAGUUCCUUAGCUUAAGUCGAUGAAAUUCCGUUGUCAUUGUUCUUCAUCAUCUGGAGGCCAGGAGGAGAAACCAACCAUGAAUUGUAGCAAUUGAAUUAACCGUAGCCCUAAGUUAGUCCUUAGACCGAUGACCCGCUAUCCUAUCCAUUGUAAAGUUACACUGAAACACAACGAUUUCGAAAACGAUCUUAUGUAAUAAAUAGUUGGAUUAGUAAAUUAUGA
Molecule: messenger RNA, 3566 nt
Organism: Drosophila serrata
Lineage: Eukaryota; Metazoa; Arthropoda; Insecta; Diptera; Drosophilidae
Gene: blot
Product: solute carrier family member bloated tubules
Biological process (GO): amino acid transport; sodium ion transmembrane transport; nitrogen compound transport
Cellular component (GO): plasma membrane
Molecular function (GO): glycine:sodium symporter activity
Source: RefSeq, a predicted model, not a curated record